UACGAAAAUACCCUUUCAACUGGUGCCAAUGGGCAUGCUAAACAGAAAAUGUCCAAAAUCAGACCAAGAAUUCGAACCAGAGAACUUAUUUUAUCCAAGAAAUGUUUAAGAACUUGUACCCAAUGGGACUGCAUUAUACCUGCACAGUAAGCAACAGUUAAUCUACACUACCCAACUAAAGUUGACCGUUGCCGUCACUACUACCGCCUGAAGAAUUGGUUCUCAGUGUUCUCAAUUUUUUCCACGCCAGUGGCAUUUUACAAGGGGACAACGCUCGCGCUACUAAAGUUUUCUCAAGAAGAACAGAUGGUGCUGAAGAGAGUUGAACAGCCUUCUCCACAGUGGGCCUGGCUGCCAAUGGAUGAGGUGGAGGACGUUCACGUCAUUGUAGUGGAAGGAUGACGCAGAAAGAUCAAACUCCUGCUGGGCUCUACCUCCAGCUGAUAGUGAGGACUUGAGUGAAUGUCCCAGCAACACCAUCAAUCCUCCCAUCUCAUCUCUGUCCUUGUCUGAAGUGGAACAACUACCGGAGGCUUUAUCAACGCCUCUCACUCAUAGACAUUUACAAUCUCACCUAUCUACUUCUGCGAAAAACUGGAAUGUCAAGGAACUAAUGACUUCCAACAUUCUAGGCCAGUCCGGCGGUUCACCGUUGCUUCCAUUUGCUCAAAACAUCAGUCCUCGUUUGAAAGAGCUUUCACAAAUUCCCUCUGCUUUUCAAGACGAUGAUCUAGAUGAAGAUCCAAGAACACUGCAAUGGAUCGGUUGUAUACCUGAAUCAGACAGCUCACUUGAUCAGUCUCACAUCAAUGAGGACUUGUCGUUUUCACAAGUUGCUGUACAGUCAGAUGAAAUCAGAACCCCGAUGGUAGAAUGGUAUCAGGAUGAUAUCUUUGUGUUUAUACAAAUAAAACUACCAGCCCUCGAAGCUUACAAUAUCACUUUUGACAUUGGCAACGUCAAUUUCAGUGCCAAGUAUAGCGGAGUGAUGUAUCAAGUUGAUUUGACUCUGUUUGGAGCUCAUCAUAGAGAUCGAGCUGAACAUUCUGCAGAGGCUUUCUACGUAGAGAUAAAACUUGAGAAGAUGCUAAAAGGAAAGAAAAGAUGGUGGCCAAGACUUACGAGGACUGAACAGAGGCUGCAUUGGCUAAAGUUGAAUCUUGAAAAAGUUUGUCCUGAUUCUGGAAGUGAAGCAUCAGAACUUGAAGAUAUGAGGAUCAGACUCGGAUACUGCGACAAUAGAACAGAAACACCUACCUCCAUUGCAUCUUCGGAAAUGUCCGAACUAGCCAACUCAGAGUUAUCCAUGUGAAGAGCACUAGUGUCUUUGAAACCAUAAGUGAUCAGUUUUGGUGCUGUGAAACGUAGAGCAUUUUUCCUAUUAUGCAUAUAUUUUCUAUAGAGAUUGGUUUAUGAAAUGUUGAUUUCGAGAGAUAUGUGUUUUGUUUCAUGAUACAGAUUUUAUUACAGAAUUGUAGUGAUGACUGUGAUGAGUUUCCCGAAAAGACAGUUUUGCAAGCAUACCUACAAGUAUACAAAACAUAGUAGUGUAUAGUUUUGCAAGUAUACAAAAUCUAGUGUCACUAUGAAGAGUUAAAGUACAAACAAAGUUUGUAUUAAGUUUCUUACUGUUAUUUAGUUUGUUUGUUGUAAAAUUUGAUACUGGUUUUAGCUCGUUAAGCAUUUUAUUGUUGCUCUAGCUUGUGAUGCUAUUUUUAUGUAGUUAACUAGUUUUCUAACUACUGUUAUUUAACUUGACUGAGAAUAGGACUGACAGACUGAGCUUGUGUGUUUUGUAUCACAAUCGUGUCUUGUAAUGUUGAAGAUUCCAUAUGUUCCAAUAUGUUUUAUCAAUAUGAUGGAUAAAAGUAAAAUGGCACAAAUGUGCAGUACUUUUAUUACUUUAACAUAAAAGUGUUAUAUAAACAUGAUUUCAGGUUGAGAUGUGUUGAAUAUUCUACUUUUAGUGUUGUUGACCUAAUUUAAUUUCCACAAAUAAUUUUAUUUAAAUGCAACCUCACAUCUCCAUUUAUCUUGUAAAAUACUAGAGUAUUUGAUGCCUUGGAAUUGUGGGCCUUUGCCUACCAAUUGUCAUUUUUAGGCAACCUGGAUUUGAAGAUAUGUUUAGUUAAUUGGUAUUUAAACUUCAUUGAUCUUACUAUGUUCAUUCUCUUUUCAUGAGCGAGGGAAUGAUAGUUUUAUAUUGAUUCCUUGAAAUAACUUAUAUUUUCAAAUAUGUAUUUCCAGCCUUUAAACAAUUUUGUAAUUUGAUAUUUAAUUAAACUACAUAUGUUUGCAUAAAGGGUUUUGUGAACUUGCAGUUAUCCCAUAGGUUAAUAUUGUUCUUAUUUUAAUGCUUAUAACUGUGAUUUAAUUAUUAUGUUUUUGUUUUUUAUGUUUAAGGAAAUUCUUUAUACGUUUGUCUUUAUUUUUUAUUCCUGUUUUGUAAGUACUAGUCUUAGAAUUCUUUCAACCAUUGUAUUGGUAUUUCCUAAUUUAAUAUAAACCAAUAGAAAGGUUAAGGAAUUGAGAGUUUUAUAAUAAACAAGUUAAAACCUGU
Macrosteles quadrilineatus (aster leafhopper) is the source of this 2560-nucleotide messenger RNA. RefSeq names its product co-chaperone protein daf-41-like. The transcript has 6 exons. The record is from RefSeq and is a predicted model, not a curated record. Gene Ontology annotation, cellular component: cytosol; nucleus. Gene Ontology annotation, biological process: protein folding; chaperone-mediated protein complex assembly. Bases 614 to 1312 code for a protein of 232 amino acids. Gene Ontology annotation, molecular function: Hsp90 protein binding; protein-folding chaperone binding. NCBI's taxonomy places the organism in Eukaryota, Metazoa, Arthropoda, Insecta, Hemiptera, Cicadellidae.